Molecule: messenger RNA, 1999 nt
Organism: Globicephala melas (long-finned pilot whale)
Lineage: Eukaryota; Metazoa; Chordata; Mammalia; Artiodactyla; Delphinidae
Gene: GPR143
Product: G protein-coupled receptor 143
Biological process (GO): melanosome organization; regulation of calcium-mediated signaling; G protein-coupled receptor signaling pathway
Cellular component (GO): melanosome membrane; plasma membrane
Molecular function (GO): L-DOPA receptor activity; L-tyrosine binding; L-DOPA binding
Source: RefSeq, a predicted model, not a curated record
UCACCCUCGUGACGCGUCUGCAGAGGCGCGACGCCCCCAGCAAGCCUGGCGCCUUGACUGCCAGCGCGGGGGAUCGGGCGGGGGCUGCGGAGAGGCCCAGGGCACAUGACGGCUCCCCCCCUCCCCACCCCCGCCAAGGGCCGGACCAGCACAUGACCCGGGCCGGCCGGCGGGGUCCAGGCAGACACGAGCCGCAUCCCCAGCACGGACCAUGGCCUCCCCGCGCCUGGGGACCUUCUGCUGCGCCACGCGGGACGCCGCCACGCAGCUGGUGCUGAGCUUCCAGCCGCGGGCCUUCCACGCGCUGUGCCUGGGCAGCGGCGCGCUCCACCUGGCGCUCGGCCUCCUGCGGCUGCUGCCCGGGCGCCGGCCCGCGGGCCCCGGCCUCCCCUCAGCCUCCCCGCCGGCCACGGCCCGCACCCCGGCCUCCGCCCGCAUCCUGCGCGCCGCCGCCGCCUGCGACCUGCUCGGCUGCCUGGGUAUCACAGUCCGGUCUACGGUGUGGUUAGGGUUCCCGAGUUUCGUGGACGACAUCUCAGCCGUGAAUGGGACAGACGUGUGGCCCACCGCCUUCUGCAUGGGGAGUGCAAUGUGGAUCCAGCUGCUGUACAGCGCCUGCUUCUGGUGGCUGUUUUGCUAUGCGGUCGAUGCCUACCUGGUGAUCCGGAGAUCGGCGGGACUGAGUACCAUCCUGCUCUACCACAUGAUGGCCUGGGGCCUGGCCGCACUGCUCUGCGUGGAGGGAGCAUUCAUGCUGUACUACCCUUCCAUGGCCAGGUGUGACAGGGGUCUGGAGCACGCCAUCCCCCACUAUGUCACCACGUACUUGCCUCUGCUGCUCGUCCUCGUGGCCAACCCUAUCCUGUUCCGAAAGACAGUGACUGCAGUGGCCUCUUUACUAAAAGGAAGUCAAGGAGUUUACACGGAGAACGAGAGGCGGAUGGGAGACGUGAUCAAGACCCGAUUUUUCAAAAUAAUGCUGGUUUUCAUUAUUUGUUGGGUGUCGAAUAUCAUCAAUGAAAGCCUUUUAUUCUAUCUUGAAAUGCAACCAGAUAUCAAUGGAGACUCUUUGAAACAGGUCAGAAAUGCAGCCAAGACCACAUGGUUCAUGAUGGGGAUACUGAAUCCAGCCCAAGGGUUCCUGUUGUCCCUGGCCUUCUACGGCUGGACAGGCUGCCGCCCGGCUUUUCAGGCUCCCAGGAAGGAGAUCCAGUGGGAAUCGAUGAGCACCUCGGCCGCCGAGCGGAGUCCCCCGUCCCUGCGGGUCUCCCGUGAGCCCCGGGAGAGCCCCGCUGCCAGGAAGGAGGUGCGGGCCGGCGGGCACACUUCCGACGAGGCCGUGAGCCUGCUGUCUGAAGGUAAGAGCCCCUCCGCCAAGGCAGGCGGACGGUGGGGCCCCGGCUCCCCUGGAAGUGCUUUAUCAACGGCCACGUGGCUGGUGCAUAGCAUUUCCGUCCUGAUGUCUGGAACCUGCUUCAAGGCGAGAGUGGAAAGUGACAGCGUUAGGUCUCAUCGCGUCAUCCACCUCUCCUUUUACUAUGACAGUGGUACCUUUUCUCUAGUUAUUAAGCACUGUAGCCUUGUAAUAAUUAUGAGCGGCUCCACCUUGGGCUGGACGGCCUUUUGAAUAGGAGCAAAACUGCCACUUCAAACCCGUCGCGAACGUUUGCCGUCAGACAAUGAAUGGUACGACCUGUCGCGAACGUUUGCCGUCAGACAAUGAAUGGUACGACCUGACCUCAGCAGCUUUUAGAUGCCGCUUGGUCUGUCCACCUCAUUCGGGGACAUUUAAGGGAACACGCUGGUCGUCCAGUGCUGGCUCUUCUGAUCUGCCCUUUUCAUUUCAAGACUCUAGCACUGUGGUCCUCAGAUGGGUCCUGUUUUUAAACUCCUGUUUAAUCGGAUUUGGGGUUAUGUCUAUUAACCCAGCCGACAAGGAGGAAGAAAGUUCAAGGCCCCAAUAAUGUCUCUCUAAAGAUUGCCGUCUACUAAACCUAUU